This is a messenger RNA of Vigna angularis (adzuki bean), 1405 nucleotides long. RefSeq names its product ethylene-responsive transcription factor ERF086. Gene Ontology annotation, molecular function: DNA-binding transcription factor activity; DNA binding. Gene Ontology annotation, biological process: regulation of DNA-templated transcription. The record is from RefSeq and is a predicted model, not a curated record. Bases 147 to 1181 code for a protein of 344 amino acids. Lineage: Eukaryota; Viridiplantae; Streptophyta; Magnoliopsida; Fabales; Fabaceae. The transcript has a single exon.
ACCUUCACUGCACUGCACUGCUCCUAAGUCCUAGUCCCCAUUCUCUUCUGUCCUCUCUUCAUUUGGCACACUAUUUAACUCCCCCUAGCCCACUCACAUUUCCUCACCUCAUUUCACUCCAAAUUUUCUUUGCCAUUUCCCUACCCAUGUCAACCUCUAGAACCUCAGAUACACCCUUCAAAGGAUAUGAUCCCAACCAAACUCAAAUGUGUCUCUCUCUUCUCCAACGCAACACAUCUCCUUCUGGUGAGAGAAGAGGCAGAAGGAAGCAAGCUGAGCCAGGAAGGUUCCUCGGGGUCAGGAGGCGUCCUUGGGGUCGAUAUGCUGCUGAAAUCAGAGACCCCACAACCAAAGAAAGGCAUUGGCUUGGCACUUUCGACACUGCUCAGGAAGCAGCUCUUGCUUAUGACAGAGCUGCUCUCUCCAUGAAAGGAAACCAGGCAAGAACCAACUUUGUUUACUCCGACAACAUCAACUUCCACACUAUACUUUCUCCUGCCGAUGUUCAAGUCCAACUUCAACUUCAACCUCUCCUCCCACCUUCACAGUUCCUCUCUAACACCACUCACACCAAACAGCCAAACAACCAGAAUAGCCUCCCCAAGGUUGUCCACACUUCAAACACUGGAAACCCCUCCCCAUUGAACAAUGACGCCUUUGUUGAAAUUGAAACCACGUAUGGGUCGGCUGAUCAGGAUGAUAGUUUCUUCUUUUCCAGUGAUUCCAACUCAGGCUACCUUGAAUGCAUAGUUCCUGAUAACUGUUUCAGACCUGCUUCCUCCAGAACAAACAGUUCAAACUCCAGAAAGAGCAAUGUGAGCGAUCAAAAGGCUAACACAAACUCCAGUGAGAGUACUAAUCAUCAUGAACAGUACUACUACUCUCAAGAAAUGGCAGGAAUGGCCUCUAACUUUUCAGAGUUUUGUUAUCCAAGUGAAGUCAUGAGUCAAGGAUCAUGGGAUGAUCAACAGUCAUGGGAUUGGAACUGCAGUGAACUUUCAGCCAUAUUUAAGAACCCAUUAAGGGUGGAAAAUGGGUGCAUGGAUGCAUUGUACCCGAUGAGUGAUGAUCAGAGUCCAAGUCCAAGCUAUGGAGUAAUGAAUGAGUGUGCUUCUUCUACUACCUGUUCUCCAUCACUUCCACCCUUUGGGGACGUAGACUUGGGAUACCCACUCUUCUGAGUCUCAGACUGAGGUGCAUUUAUCAAGGAGUGUCUUAGUUAGCCUCUUCUGUACUUGCAUUGCAUGCACUUGUACGUUUUUCUUUUUAAUUUUCCUUGUAACUUGGGUCUAGCAACCCUUUUUCCUUCUUCUAAUGUAAUUACUAAAUUGCACACAUGAUGAUGAUGAUGGGGUGAGUGAUUGAGCUCUUUGGCUUUUGAGCUCCACUACCACCUCUCACUUUC